AACAAAACUCAAGAGUCCCAACUCCCAAGUCGUCGUCCGCUGGUGGACCCGCGAAAGCGUCGACCCAAUAGAACAAGCACAGCUGACCCGACACCCACCCUCGCCGUCGCAGUCGCCGGUGACGAGAACGCGCGCGCGGGUUUGCCGACGGCGAGGAGGAGGAGGUCGCCGAGGAUGGGCUGCUCCAUGUCGGGGCUGAACGCCCUCUACGACGCGGCGACCGGCGGCGGCGACGUGUGGAUCAACGAGCGCCGCUUCCGCGUCCUCCGCCAGAUCGGCGAGGGCGGCUUCGCCUUCGUCUACCUCGUCAAGGAGCACGAAGCCUCCUCCGACGCAGCGCGCGGCAGGCACCCCUCCCACGUCUCAGAGGAUGGGACGUAUGCUAUGAAGAAGGUGUUGAUUCAGAGCAAGGAGCAACUGGAUCUGGUGAAGGAGGAGAUCCGUGUUUCGUCGUUGUUCAACCAUCCCAAUCUGCUACCGCUUCUUGAUCAUGCCAUAAUAGCAGUUAAGACUGAACAGGGUGAUUGGAGCCACGAAGCCUACUUACUCUUCCCGGUCUAUUUGGAUGGUACUUUGUUCGACAAUUCAAAAGCCAUGUGGUCUAGGAAGGAAUUCUAUUCAGUAUUCCAUAUUUUGCAAAUAUUCCGGCAGAUCUGUGAAGGAGUGAAGCACAUGCACAGUUUUGAUCCACCAUAUGCCCAUAAUGAUGUCAAGCCUGGCAAUGUUCUUAUAACUCAUCGAAAAGGACAAGCGCCUCUUGCAACUUUGAUGGAUUUUGGAAGUUCACGGCCUGCAAGAAAUAAAAUACGUUCUCGUUCUGAAGCAUUACGGUUGCAGGAAUGGGCUGCUGAACAUUGCUCUGCGCCUUUUCGUGCACCUGAAUUGUGGGACUGCCCAAGUCAUGCCGAUAUCGAUGAGAGGACAGAUAUCUGGUCUCUAGGAUGCACUCUUUAUGCCAUCAUGUAUGGUGUUUCUCCCUUUGAAUAUGCUCUUGGUGAAUCUGGAGGAAGCUUGCAAUUGGCCAUUAUGAACGUGCAAUUGAAGUGGCCGUUGGUACCAAGCCCUUACCCUGAUUCGCUUCACAAGUUCCUUACAUGGAUGCUUCACCCACAACCUGCAAUGCGCCCUCGCAUCAAUGACAUACUUCUCCAUGUUGACAAGCUUGUGGAAAGAUACUCACCUUGAGCCAGUGUGCACAUUCUAUUCUGAAUUGACUUAUUUACAAAUUGCAAAGGGAACAUGAUGUGAAGCAUCAACUUCAGUCAUGCUUGACGUCUUUUCAUCCCUUGAAAUAGGACAAGUAUCACUUCUUUAUGUAUCUUUACCAAUUUGUCGCUGAACUUAUCUUGUACAAAAUAUUUAGUGAAUACCAAAACUGCCUCUGUUUAUAUCUAGAUCUUUUUUUUGGAAA
This is a messenger RNA of Brachypodium distachyon (stiff brome), 1411 nucleotides long. RefSeq names its product serine/threonine-protein kinase 16. Gene Ontology annotation, cellular component: cytoplasm. Gene Ontology annotation, biological process: protein phosphorylation. The transcript has 6 exons. Gene Ontology annotation, molecular function: ATP binding; protein serine/threonine kinase activity. NCBI's taxonomy places the organism in Eukaryota, Viridiplantae, Streptophyta, Magnoliopsida, Poales, Poaceae. The record is from RefSeq and is a predicted model, not a curated record. Bases 175 to 1185 code for a protein of 336 amino acids.